Molecule: messenger RNA, 1143 nt
Organism: Spodoptera littoralis (African cotton leafworm)
Lineage: Eukaryota; Metazoa; Arthropoda; Insecta; Lepidoptera; Noctuidae
Source: the annotation of a GenBank genome assembly
AUGAGUGGGUUGGAUAAGAAGCCGAAGAUCCCGCAACCGCCGGCACCUGCAGGUAGCUCGGGGAACUUGCUGUCGAGCGUGGCACCUCCAUCGCAGCUGCCUAACUUUGUAACUGCGACUCCUGUAGUCCCAGCUGUUGAGGUCCCUCAGGCAGCAGUAGGGCAGCCAAUCGCAGCGCCCCUGCCUGUAGGCGGUCAGCCAAUCCCAGCCCCUCUGCCAGUGAAGCCUAUCAUAGUACAAGGAAGGGAUGAACCUCCUCCACAGGAGGACAAUGCCGAGAAAUUUAGUCCUGCAAUCCCGCUAGGCAAGGGAGAACCAGUGAUGUCAAUAAGGUCUCCUGAAGACUCACAGGCCUCACAGUCUCCAGAGUCAUUGCCAGACUCCACUUCGGAGAUUGACAAACUUGGUGACAUAAUGCCGGGAAGUGGUCUGCUCACAUGGAUGAAAGGAGCGGUGUCCACCGGAGGGAUACUGCAGCGUGUGGCUGAGAAGGCAAAGAGCUCUGUCGACUCCAUGAUCACAACACUUGACCCACAAAUGAAGGAGUAUCUGAGAAGCGGUGGGGAUCUUUUAGUGGUGGUAGCGUCAGAUAAAGAAGUAAAAAUAUCACCGAUCAGAGAUGCAUUUCAAACUGUCUUUGGAAAAGCUAAUGUGGUUGGCUAUGCAGCUCAAAGCGAGGUGACAGCGGAGCAGCCAGUAGGGUAUGCGGCCGCGUACGCAGCGGCCAAGCAACGUAUCGCACACGUACGGUCUGUGCACGGAGACCUCAAUAAUAAUGUACCCGUGGUGGCCGUGGAAGGGUUCCUGCACGAGUCUGUUACUGAUAGAUGGUACGAGAUGUCCCUGAUGGUGCUGUCGCAGCCGUCGCUGGGCAUCGAGCUGCAGCAGGUGUCGCAGGGCACGGCGGUGCCGGCCGCCGCCGUGGCCGCCGCCGCCGCCGCCACGCCCGCCCACUACCCGCACGCGCAGACUGGGUACAGCGUCACCAUCGGCUCUAUUAUGGCCGCUAGCUUACAGGUCCCCCACACACAAUGGCAGGAGUCCUCAACAGGAGUGUCUCGACGGGAACUACUUCUACUGACGGCGCGCUCGCUGGCUGGAUCAUACAAACGACUGCUCGCCGUCUCUGCUAACGAGGCGUAG